AUGUCACAUUCAUUUCUAUUUCAUGUAUCCAAAACUAUUCCUCACUCGCGAAUAAACCCUUCAUUGUUCUCAGCUUGCAAUAUUGUGGAUCGUCAUUCAACCAUUCCACGGAGGAAAUUCAGUACAGCAUUGAGACGCGUUGCUCCGAUUACGUUAUGGGGUGGUGAAUCCCUUGUACGCACUCUACGAUCGAGUCCUUCACGCUCUGUACUUGUCAAGAUACGACCUGUUCAUGUGAAUGGUGAUCAUGGUGACAUGGUAUCAUCUGAACGAGCCUCCAUGUUAUUACGAGAACAAGACCCAAGCGAUAUCCCACAUGAUGAUGGUGUUCAUGGAAAUGGAGGCAAUCAACAAAAUGGUGGUGGCGAUCAUGGUGAAAAUGGUGAAGGUGGUGGCGGUGGCGGCGAUGGCAUGGAACGACCACCUGGAUUUCAAUCGAUCGACAAUCAGCUACAAAAGCCAACAGUCCCCGAGCAUUAUCCACAGGUGCUUGCAUUGCCCAUUGCACGACGUCCUCUCUUCCCAGGCUUCUACAAGGCUGUUGUUGUCAAGGAUGCACAUGUCACAUCAGCUAUCAAGGAUUUAUUGAAACGUGGUCAACCCUAUGUUGGUGCUUUUUUACUCAAGGAUGAGAAUGAGGAUGUCGAUGUCAUUUCAAAUAUCAACCAGAUCUAUGAUGUCGGUGUCUUUGCUCAGAUAACAAGCAUAUUCCCAGCUGGCAGUAGUGGUCGUACUGGUGCCGAGGAUGAUUCAGGAUUAACAGCUGUACUUUAUCCACAUCGGCGUAUCAAGGCAACGGAUAUUAUUGCACCAUCAUCAUCAACAACAAAGGACCAUGAUGUCACUCCAACCGAGUCAAAGAAUGAACCCACAACACAUGAAAAGUCAAUGGAACAUGAAGAACAAGAGCAUCAACACGACAAAACACCAUAUGCUCCUUCACUCUUGGUCAAAGAUCAUCAAGUAUCCAUUGCCAAUGUCGUCAACCUAUCAGAGCCGUCAUUCUCAAAAAAGGAUCCCACCAUACGUGCUGUCACCUCGGAGAUCGUAUCCGUAUUCAAGGACAUCGCCUCGUUGAAUCCACUCUUCAGGGACCAGAUUGCUAGUUUCUCCAUGUCACAGUCGGCAGGAAGCGUAUUUGAGGAUCCUGGGAAACUCGCUGAUUUUGCUGCUGCCGUUUCAGCCGCUGAACCUGAGGAAUUGCAACAAGUCUUGGAGACAUUGCCAGUAGAGGAACGGCUUCAAAAGGCAUUGUUGGUAUUGAAAAAGGAGCUGAUGAAUGCACAAUUGCAAAGCAAGAUAUCCAAGGAGGUUGAAAGCAAGAUUGCAAAGCGACAACGCGAGUAUUAUUUGAUGGAGCAGCUCAAAGGGAUCAAAAAGGAGCUUGGAUUGGAGAGUGAUGGCAAGGAUAAGCUGGUACAAGGAUUCCGCGAGCGCGCACAAAAAUUGUCAAUGCCUGAUCAGGUGGAAAAAGUGGUCAAUGAGGAAAUUGUCAAGCUUGAGCAUCUUGAACCAGCAGCAUCUGAAUUCAAUGUCACCCGCAACUACCUCGAUUGGCUGACUCAAAUACCUUGGGGUCAACGUUCCAAAGAGAAUUACAACAUCUAUCAUGCCAAAAAGGUGCUUGAUGAAGAUCAUUAUGGAUUGAAGGACGUCAAGGAUCGUAUUCUCGAAUUUAUUGCAGUGGGCAAAUUACGUGGUUCAGUGGAAGGCAAGAUUUUAUGUUUGGUUGGACCUCCUGGUGUUGGCAAGACAUCGAUUGGCAAGAGCAUUGCGAGAGCACUUGACAGGGAGUUUUAUCGUUUCUCAGUGGGUGGAUUGGCCGAUGUUGCAGAGAUCAAAGGUCAUCGUCGUACCUAUGUUGGUGCUAUGCCUGGCAAAGUGAUUCAAGCUCUGAAAAAGGUGCAAACGGAGAAUCCACUUAUUCUCAUUGAUGAGAUUGAUAAAGUGGGUCGUGGCAACCAAGGUGAUCCUUCCUCGGCUUUAUUGGAGUUAUUGGAUCCUGAGCAAAACAACAGCUUCCUUGACCAUUACUUGGACGUGCCUGUCGACUUGUCAAAGGUGUUAUUCAUGUGCACUGCCAAUGUUCUUGAUACAAUCCCAGCUCCUUUGCUCGAUCGUAUGGAGGUUAUUCAGCUAUCAGGGUACAUUGCAGAAGAAAAGGAGGCUAUUGCAGAACGCUAUCUUGCACCCGCAGCCAAGAUAGCAGCUGGUCUCGAGAAUGUCAACGUGGACCUUACCAAAGAAGCCAUUGAUCAAUUGAUUAAGCACUAUUGCCGUGAAAGUGGUGUACGCAACCUGAAAAAGCAGAUCGACAAGGUGUAUCGAAAGGCAGCUUACAACAUUGUUGACCAGCUGGGUGAGGGCAAGUUUGAACAAGAGCAAGGUGAUUCUCCCAAAGUCUUGUCUGGUGAUAAGCGAUCCAAUGAUCCAAUAGUGGCAGAAAAGGAAUCACCAGAAAAGGAACCAGGACAAGAAAAGACACAUGAAGAAAGGAAGCCAUUGCACGUGCCUAGCGACAUCAAGCUUGAUAUCACACCCAAGAAUCUCAAGGAUUAUGUUGGCCCUCCCGUUUUCCAGACUGAUCGAUUGUAUGAGACAACUCCACCAGGCGUGGUAAUGGGCCUUGCAUGGACAAGCAUGGGAGGAUCCGCACUUUACGUCGAAUCUGUUCUAGAAUCAACAUUGACGCCCAGGUCGUUGCCGCAUUUAUCAAAGACGGGUCAACUAGGAGAUGUCAUGAAGGAGUCUGGAAGCAUCGCAUACACAUUUUCCAAAUCAUUUGUUGCUCAUCGAUAUCCCAAAAACCGCUUCUUUGACAAGGCCAAGGUUCAUCUUCAUUGUCCUGCUGGUGCUGUUCCUAAAGAUGGACCUUCGGCGGGUAUUACAAUGGCAACUUCACUCUUAUCUCUUGCUCUGGAUCAACCCAUUUCUCCGGACAUUGCCAUGACAGGAGAGCUCACAGUAACUGGAAAGGUGUUGCAAAUUGGAGGGCUCAAGGAAAAGACGAUCGCUGCCAAACGAUCCAACGUCAAGACGAUCUUGUUCCCAAAGGAUAACCAGGCUGAUUGGGAUGAGUUACCGGAUUAUGUCAAGGAAGGGAUUUCGGGUAUUCCUGUGGAUACUUUUGAAGACGUGUACAAGAUAUGCUUUGGAAAUGUGGACAAGGAAAAAGCUGAGCACGUAUGGGAUUCAGUAUUGCCAGAAGAAGAAAUGCGUAAACAGGAUCAACUUUUAGAAGAGAAGGUAGAAGAGCACGAUCAUUGA
This is a messenger RNA of Lichtheimia ornata, 3267 nucleotides long. Its product is annotated as ATP-dependent protease La. Bases 1 to 3267 code for a protein of 1088 amino acids. The transcript is spliced from 5 exons. Gene Ontology annotation, molecular function: single-stranded DNA binding; ATP hydrolysis activity; ATP binding. The record is from RefSeq and is a predicted model, not a curated record. NCBI's taxonomy places the organism in Eukaryota, Fungi, Mucoromycota, Mucoromycetes, Mucorales, Lichtheimiaceae. Gene Ontology annotation, cellular component: mitochondrial matrix. Gene Ontology annotation, biological process: protein catabolic process; chaperone-mediated protein complex assembly; mitochondrion organization.